This is a messenger RNA of Rotaria sp. Silwood2, 258 nucleotides long. Lineage: Eukaryota; Metazoa; Rotifera; Eurotatoria; Philodinida; Philodinidae. The record is from the annotation of a GenBank genome assembly.
AUGGUUUCUACGAUACUUCCAGAUGUCGUACCUUCCAAUGGUGUAGUUGCUCGUCGUCGUCGACACGAAGAAUUCUUAUUAGAUAUUAAUGGUCAUCCUUCUGUGGUCAGCCUAAUGGGUACCAAUCGAGAUGGCAAUGGUCAGAUGAAAUCAGAAGUGAACGAAGGAGAAGAGGACCAUAUGAAUCAGAAUGAUGAUGGUCUAAGUGACAUUUCGGAUUCCGAAGUGGAUGAAAUUUUAAUGAAAACACUACACUGA